Molecule: messenger RNA, 6963 nt
Organism: Doryrhamphus excisus (bluestripe pipefish)
Lineage: Eukaryota; Metazoa; Chordata; Actinopteri; Syngnathiformes; Syngnathidae
Gene: scarf2
Product: scavenger receptor class F, member 2
Biological process (GO): heterophilic cell-cell adhesion
Cellular component (GO): focal adhesion
Molecular function (GO): scavenger receptor activity
Source: RefSeq, a predicted model, not a curated record
GAAUUUAAUAGGUCAUAUAUUGAAAUUUAUAUUUAAUUAUAUCCCGCCACAGAGUAUAUCCUUCUUUAAAUUACAGGGUCAUAUGAUUGGUUACUGUUUUCGUCCAAAAGUUGGAGGGCAGACCCUGUGGCGCACACUAUGUAAAUCUAGUGGCGCACGCAUGGCGCACACAGCCAAAGACGGAGUAACAAAUCAGGAAUUUCCCUCCUGCCACUCCUGAGAGCGCGAGAGGACAAAAGUGAAGUAGUUCUCCUCAGAGAGGGACAACCAACGCGGGAUCUUGUACUUUUAACUUUUAGCCCCAAUUAAUCAUAAGGAAAUUAUAUGUUUUUGUUACAUAUUUCCUCACCCAAAAUGAAUCGGGAUCCAUCAGUGUUGCACGAUGUUCUCUUUUUGAACAUUUCAUGGAAGUAACGGUACAGUCUGCGGGAAAACAGUCUUUCUUCAGUUUCUUUCGGGUUGGAAUGUUAGUGGAUGGCGUAGGGCUGUUUUUAAAGUUAUCCGGACACACAUUUGGAUUAAGUGCGCAAAACCAAGGUGCUCAACUUGGACAUGUGGAAUAAUAACGGCGUCUAGAAGGAUGCUGCUGCUUGUACAAUGGAAGUGAAGAACAUUUUCGCUUUGGUGGUGGUGAUUUGUCUCCUUUUUUGCUUCGGUGCGAGCCAGGAAUUGAGCCUGAAAGGCAGAAAUGUUUGCAGAGCAGGGGGCUCUUCAAAGCUGGUGUGCUGCAGUGGAUGGGCUCAGCUAGGAGAUGAAUGCCUCACACCUCUUUGCGAGGGUAACUUCACCUGCAAGGAAAAUGAGGUGUGCGUCAGGCCUAACGAAUGCCGCUGCCGCCAUGGAUACUUUGGAGCGAGCUGCGACACAAAGUGUCCGGCCCAGUUUUGGGGCCCAGACUGCAAAGGUAAAUGUAACUGUUACCCCAAUGGCCAGUGUGAUGAUUUGACUGGCAAGUGCACCUGCAACCACAACCGCUGGGGGCCCAACUGCGAGAAUGCGUGCAUGUGCCAAAAGGGCAAAUGUGACCAGGACACGGGCCUCUGUACUUGUCACCCAGGCGUCUGGGGCCCUCAGUGCAAUAACAACUGCUACUGCAGCGUCAACUCGCUGUGCGACCCGAUGACGGGGCGCUGCCUGUGCAGCCCUGGCUGGACAGGGCGGAACUGCGCCAUUCAGUGCAACUGCAACAACUCGCCAUGUGACCAGUUUACACAGCGUUGCCAGUGCCGGGAGAGGAUGUGGGGGCCGAGGUGUGAGCGGUAUUGCCAGUGCGUCCACGGAAAGUGUAAUCAGGUGGAUGGCUCGUGUACCUGCACACCAGGGUACCGUGGGAAGUUUUGCAGGGAGCCAUGUCCUGCUGGCUUCUACGGGCAAAACUGCAGGAACAAGUGUGGCCACUGCAAAGGUCAGCAGCCGUGUAAAGUGACGGAGGGACGAUGCGGCACGUGCGACAGAGGCUGGAACGGGACACGGUGCGAUCAGCUCUGCUCCAAAGGCUUCUUUGGCGAAAACUGUCAGGAGGUGUGUCCCACCUGCAAGGACGGCCACCACUGUGACCCCAUUCAGGGCAAAUGCACACAUUGUAACCCUGGCUGGAUUGGGGACAGGUGUGAGGUGCGUUGCCCCAACGGCACAUACGGCGAAAAUUGUGAAAACAACUGCAGCCACUGUUUCAACGGCAAUUGUCAUGUUGUCACCGGAGAGUGCCUGUGUGACCAGGGUUUUUAUGGAACCUACUGCAAUAUGUCCUGUCAACCUGGACAAUAUGGAGUGAACUGCAACCAAACUUGCUCUUGCCAUGACAAGAACUGCGACCCCGUUUCUGGUGCCUGCUAUCUUCAGCCUAACCAACGGAUGGGCGUGAUUGCGGCAGGAACCCUGGUCUCCUUUUUGCUGAUCGUCCUGCUUUCACUGCUGUGCUGCUGCUGCCUCUGUCGACACAAGGAUGACCACAACAAAAAAGCCAAGCGCAUCCUGUGCGGACGAUUUAGCCGAAUCAGCACUAAACUUCCCCGUAUUCCACUGAGGAGACAGAAACUGCCAAAAGUUGUCGUAGCCCACCACGACCCUGAGCACAACUUCAACUGCAGCUUCAUUGAGCCCCCCUCUGCGGCCGAGCAGCCCUCCCCUUCCUCCUGGUCCUCUCAGGAGUCCUUCUCCUCCUUUGAGAGCAACGACGAGGGCCCAGUUUACUGUGUUCCACAUGAAGAAUCUGUGAAUGAAAGCAAGGACAUGCGCAGCCCCAGUCCAGAAACAGACAAGGCAGAAGCUGCUCUUAAUGAUGAAGAUGCUGGAGAGUACACUUCCCUUAAGGACACUGGAGUUACCAGACCUGAAGGCAGUGAUCAACCUGUGCUGAAGUCUUCAGAUAGUGAAAGCUCUACCAGUGGAUCAGAGUCUGCAACGGCAACCCUCUAUGCUCGCAUCGCUCGCCUCUCGAAGCAGUCCAAAGAGGAGGAGAAUAGUGCCAAGGAUGGGGAGACAGCUACCUCAGAGUACAAGCGCAACGGGAAGCCACCACCAUCACCCGGUAAGCCCAAACCACGACCACCAGACCCCUCAACCAAGCCAAAGGUAUCGUGGAUCCAUGGCAGCACGACAGGAACUUCCCAGCCGGACCAUCAAGUGCAGGGUGGCAUGAAAGCACUCACUGUUCCAAAGGGAAAAAAGAGAAGUUCCAGUGAUGUGUCAGCCAAGAGUGAGGAGCAGCAGAAAGUAAAGCAGAAGAGCAGCGAUCAGCAUAGGAAGCAGGAGGGUGACGGCAACGCAUCCCCCAGAAAGCACAAACCUCUGCGAGGCAAGACGUCUGGGGAUGAACACAGCAGUCCCAGUCACAUGGACCACAUUAAUGGUGUGGUUCAGAACGCGCUCAGGAAGAUUAGCAACUUCCACAGCUCUUCAUCUGAGAAGAAGAGCGCUGACAGUGCAAAGGAGACCCCCAAGGAGCCCCCCAAGAGCCCCAAAGUAAUCCAUCCUCAUAUGAACUCUGAGGCCGCCACUCUCCUGGCUGCUCAACUCAAGGAGAAAACCCAAAGCAUCAACAGGAACGAGGGGACGGGUCUGACCAAGACCAAUGGACUCUCAACACCCAAGGGAUCCCGGGAGAAGCCCACACCUCCACAAAAAGCCAAGAGGACCCCGUCUACCGGCUUGAACCAGCAGGGGUCUACUAAACCCUUACUACCAACCUCCAGCAGCCUCCAGAAGAUGGUGGCACCUGUCACCACUGAUCAAGUGGCCUCGGAAGCCAAGAGCCCGGACAAGCAGGACUUGAACGGCUCAAGGGUCGGGGACCCGAUAGUGGAGGCCACACCAAAGAAGACUCCCAUUAAAAAGCCACCGAGGAAGAAAGGCAAGGAGGCUACUUUGGAUACUCCAGAAAUCAAAACACCCCAACCAAAGACAGCCAUCAUGCCACCACAGAUAGUCAAGUAAGUGGAUAAACUGGCAAAGACUGUACGCAAUGAGAAAAACAUGGAUUUUUCAGAAGGUGAGCUAAGUAUGCUACGAUGACGCACAUCAUUCAUCCGGAACUCAUAUGUCUCAUCAUUCGUCUCAAACCGCAGAGCCUGCAUUUGACAGAACUGAGUAGUGUCAGUCCAUUGCAUCACAAUUAAGUAUCUUUAAUUUGCUCUAAGUAGAAACAGCAACUUCAAGUGGUGUUCACUUGCACUUUUUUUCUACUCAGAAAUAUCCAAUUUCCCAUUUUUAUGGGAUGCAGCAUUCGGCAGACACAAUAGUGCUGCAUUCCUGAAUACUCUUCAGUGGUACUAAUUCCUCUGCAAGCUAGUUUUUCUGUGAUUUUAAUGGGCCAGCAUGCACACAUACAAUUUUUAUACCUUUUAUAGAUAACUACAGUAAAUGAUCAUGAGGUACUAUGAUAGCAUGCAACAUAACUUUCUUUAGACAAUGUAACAAAACAAAACAGAGGACAUAUUUGGACAAGGCGGCACGGCGGUCUAGUGGUUAGCGCGCAGACCUCACAGCUAGAUCAGGGUUCAAUUCCACCCUCGGCCAUCUCUGUGUGGAGUUUGCAUGUUCUCCCCGUGCAUGCGUGGGUUUUCUCCGGGUACUCCGGUUUCCUCCCACAUUCCAAAAACAUGCUAGGUUAAUUGGCGACUCCAAAUUGUCCAUAGGUAUGAAUGUGAGUGUGAAUGGUUGUUUGUCUAUAUGUGCUCUGUGAUUGGCUGGCGACCAGUCCAGGGUGUACCCCGCCUCUCGCCCGAAGACAGCUGGGAUAGGCUCCAGCACCCCCCGCGACCCUCGUGAGGAAAAAGCGGAAGAAAAUGAAUGAAUGGAUGAAUGAAUGAAUGAAUAUUUGGACAAAAUCUGUCUUGUUUGCCGUCCACACUGUCCUGGCCGGUAAACACAGAGAGUGCAUACUUUCUGGUAAUGUAUAUUGUUUCAGUUGUUGCAGCCCUGAAAAUAAGUCAAGUUUACAAUUCCAAAGAUGCGACAAGCUCCAAAUCACUGCAACGCUGCUCUCAGGGUCACAAAUCAACAUAUUAAGCUAGAAUCCCAAGAUAUUCUUGGUCUCCAUAUUUUUUUUUUUUCCGUUCAUGCUUUUGAAGCCUCCGUUUUCCCUACCACAGCCAUAUGAAGUUAGUGCAAGCUUCAUUUAAUAAAACAUGACCUCAGUUUAAUGUUUUGUCUACAGAAGCGAGUUUAAUAACGACUGUUCUAAAAAAAAAUGAAUGUGAUUAGAUUAUUUUAUUACAGGUUGUAAUGAGGAAAAAAAAACAUGAAGCGUAUUGGCCAUAUCGUGAUGAUUUUAUGCCAAAGUAACAAGCUGCUACUAACGGGUGGCGUGUUGUAGUGUGCCUCGACUGUGGAUCAGUUUAAGCAAAAAUAAACGUUUGUUAGCUACUUUGUCGAAGUUGGCGUUACAGGUACUUUAACUGGAAUGAUUCAUGUUUUUUCAAGCGGAAACAGUUCAGUUUUUUAAGGUACACAUUUUAUGUUACUUUUGCAGCUUUAAAAAAAAACAUGUAUACAUUGUGUACUUUUUACUCAAUCUUUGUAAGCUGUGCUUAUAUGACCCUCUGUGUUUUUUUGUCUGUGUGUCAAUGAACUGGCUUUCAUGUUGUAUGUUACAAUGGGGUAUUAGGUCCACACUGAAAAGAAACAAAUCAAGAAAAAAGUUAUAAAUUUACAUGAAUAAAGUUGGAAUUCUACAAGAAAAAGUAGGAAUAUUCUGAGAAAAGUUUGAUUUUUUUUUGUUGUAGUAAAUUUAGUAAGUGAAUGUCCAAAUUUCCAACAAGAGCCUUUUGCAUUUAUUCUCUUAAGAUUAAAUUUUUUUUUCCCCAAAAUUACAUGAAUAAAAAUAAAAAAUAACAAUUACAAUGUUACCUCGUUUAUCGCAAGGGAUACAUUCCAAAAAUAGUCCUCAAUAGAUGAAGUCCGCAAAAUUGCCAACUUUAUUUUUUACAAUUAAUAUAUGUACAGUUUUCUCAAACAGGCAUUAACAUUUUCUAACAUUUCCCGCUUGAUUAAACACUCUCUAUGGACUCAUAUAGGGCAGCUACACAAGAUAACCCGCCCAGAAAGCUUUCUAGAUCUUCCAGAUUCUGCACCUCUUUUUGCCGUGUUUCCAUGGACUUCCUGCUUUUGACGCAAAUGGUCUGUUUUUUUCUCGUAAUAUUUUAUUAUAACCGAGACAGUUUUCUUCGAGAUAUCAUAAAUAAAACUUUCUUCUUAAAGGAGACAAUAUUUCUUGCAAAAAUCAAACAAACUUAUUGUAAUAUUGUGUUAUUUUGUCUUGCAAUAUUACUUCAUUUUCAACUUCAGAUAAUUGUUUUGUCAGUGUGGGCUUUAUACCCCUUUGUGUUAUUUUGCUUAUUUUGGAUUUUUUUUUUAAAAUUCCAUCCUGUAAAGUUCUCAUAAUUCUACUCUGUUGAUGUUAUUGUUUAUGUAACUGCAUGACGCAGAGUGUAAUUAUAAGGCAUUUUUUUCAGGAAAACUGUAACCUCCUUACCUCCCCCCCUACUCAUUACAGGAACGAUUGAACAAUACUAUGAUACCACUGAUGACACCAUGGCAUACAUAAAACCAUAACCUUUGUGUAAGCAUGACUCUUCUUUUUAUGGGCCUGCAUUUGGACCUCAAAAUGCUGCAACAUGGUUACCAGCUGUAAAGUGUUUUUGUGUCCCUUUGUGGUUUGUUUUUAGAAUAUUUGUGUAUGGUCACUAAGUCGGUUUUCCUCGUUUAAUUACCUGGAAUUAAAAAAAGAAAUACAAUGUUGCUACUGUGAGACCAAUUGUAGUUCUCUACAGAGCAGGGGUUGGGAACCUAUGGCUCGCCAGCCAUGUAUGGCUCUUCCAAGUAUUAUUGAGUGUAAAUCAGUGUGGCCUGACCCAUAUUCAUCUUGGAGACAGUUGUUAUUGCAAGUCUAGAACAUCUGUGCAGUGGAAAAAGUACAUAUUGACUCAUAAUCCAAUAAACGUCCAAUUGUGUUUGGUCCUUGAUAUGUGACCCUUCCUCUGGCUUUGGGCCACAGGGUCCCAGAGUCGAUAGGAAGCUCUUCAAAGAAACAGAGAAAACAAGGGGACUGUUAGUUUGGAUCAUUCUGCAUCAGGGACAAGAGCUCCUUUCACAAAGGAAACAGUGGAAAGUCUGUAAUGGGACUUAAUCACACGCAAUCAUACAUGUCCUCCUUAGAGGGACACCACUGUGACAGCAUUAAAGAUAGAGGAUGCAUAGAAGAAUGGGCAUGGGGGAGACAGUCACGUGAUUGGUAAUUGGAGCUUGGAGGCAAUGCAGCUUUGUUUUGGACUCACUUUUUUUACAUGCACAAAUGCUCUUUUGAAUAUGUGGUCAUAGCCACAGAAGCAAUGAUGCCUUAGCAGCAGAGAUCAACUAAAGCUGAGGAGCACAAACAAUAUUUUAAAGCACAAGGUGCAUUCGGAAAGUAUUCGCAGUACUUCACCUUUACUACAUUUUUUUAGGUCACAGCUUUAUUCCAAA